Molecule: messenger RNA, 900 nt
Organism: Colletotrichum chrysophilum
Lineage: Eukaryota; Fungi; Ascomycota; Sordariomycetes; Glomerellales; Glomerellaceae
Exons: 3
Coding region: 1-900 (299 amino acids)
Biological process (GO): endoplasmic reticulum to Golgi vesicle-mediated transport
Cellular component (GO): trans-Golgi network; membrane
Source: RefSeq, a predicted model, not a curated record
AUGGCAUCCACAGCCAGGCGAGACGACUAUGCCAAUCCUCCCUUGGCGGACGACGACCUAAUCGAUCCAGAUGAUGCCGAUCUUGAUGACUUUGACGAUCCCCUCGGCCACACGUCCUCCCGUCAGCCACUGACUGGCAACAUCGGUUCCAGCUCUUCGUCGUCGCGACCUCUAAACGAGAAUGCCUGGACCUCGCGGAUACCUGGCGAAGACCGCGCCGCACCUCAAAACACAAUCGAUGAGUCGGUGUGGGACACCCUUCGUCGAGAUCUCCUUGCCGUGUGGGCGAAAAUGCGGGAGGUCCUCUACCCCAAGUAUCUCCUUGGGGGGACCAUGUUCGAUGCCGAUGGCCUCCGGGGCGCGUACGCGAACAUUCGCGGGGCUGGCUUCGCUGGCGCUCGUGAAGAGAUUACCGGGCUGGCAAAUCGAUUCAUGGAUUCGGAAGCUCUUCUGUCGGGCAACAAUAUGACGCCUGGUCUGCGUGACUGGGAUCUCUGGGGACCCCUCAUAUUUUGCCUGUUGCUCAGUCUUCUUCUGAGCUUCAAUGCGCGAGCAGAUCAGAAGGACGUUGUCUUUAGCGGCGUGUUUGCCAUGAUUUGGGUCGGAGAGGCCGUGGUCACGUUGCAGAUCAAGCUUCUGGGAGGAAGCAUUUCAUUCGCGCAGAGCGUCUGCAUUAUAGGAUACACGCUGUUUCCCCUGGUCAUCGCGGCGUUGCUCUCGGCGUUCGGUAUUCCGACAGUCGCCCGUGUUCCCGUCUAUCUCUUCUUGGUGGCGUGGUCGUUGGCUGCAGGAGUGAGUAUUCUAGGUGGCAGCGGCGUCGUCAAGAACCGCGUCGGUAUCGCGGUGUACCCGCUCUUUGUCUUCUAUCUCGGCCUAGGCUGCCUUUGCUUCAUCAGUUAG